GCAACGGGGCCUCAGAGAUAAUUGGUAGUUGUACAACAGGGAUUUGCCUCAGAGAUAAUUCGAAAUCUGUAGGAGGAAGAGACUCUUCUGAGAGUAUACAGGUUGAUGAGCAGAAUGAUGAGGGUGCUGAGGCAUGUGGUGACAUUGACCCAGAACAUGAAAUGGGAGGCGAUCACACUGGGGAGGAAGCGAGUGCCGAUGACAAAAUAGAGGCACCUGGGUCGGGAGAGCAGGAAAGCGCGAGUGGUCAAGACUCCCGUUUCUCUUAUACUGAGAACAGUGAAAACAAGACGCUGAGUAGAGC
This is a messenger RNA of Amoebophrya sp. A25, 304 nucleotides long. Lineage: Eukaryota; Dinophyceae; Syndiniales; Amoebophryaceae. The record is from the annotation of a GenBank genome assembly.